AUGCCUCCCCACUUUGUCGACGACAAGACUCCCAUCUGCCUACCCUUCAUCCUCUCCCAGCUCAAGCUACACCGCGAGGAGGCGCCUGACCGUCCCUUCGUCAUAGGCCUCAAUGGCAUCCAGGGCGCUGGCAAGUCGACUCUCGUCAAGGCCUUGUGCCUAGCCCUUGAGGAAGAAAAUGUCCCGACUCUUGUUUGCAGCAUAGACGAGUUUUACCUCACCCGCGCAGACCAGGUUGCCCUAGCCGAGUCUCACCCAGACAAUGCCCUCGUGCAACAUCGGGGGGAACCCGGAACCCAUGACUUGCCUCUUGCAAAAGCCUUCUUUGAUGCUCUCCUCAAGGGAGAACCUGCCAAGUUGCCCAAGUACGACAAGGCCAUCUCUGGUGGCAAAGGUGACCGCCUUCCAGAGUCAGAAUGGACCCCCGUCAAUCAGCCAGGCCAACCCAAGGUCCAGGCAAUCAUCCUUGAGGGCUGGUGUGUCGGCUUCCGUCCUCUCACUCGUGAGGGCGUCGAGGCAAGACUAAACACCACCAACCGCACUCUCAAGCAGCACAAGCUAGAGGACCUGCUCUUUGUCAACGAAAAGCUGGCCGAGUACAAUACCCUCACGGAUCUAUUCGACGCCUUCAUCCAGAUCGACGCAGAGGACCUCGGCUACGUCUACGGUUGGCGGCUUGAGCAGGAGGACCACCUGCGAGAGGAGCGAGACGACCCCGAAGCGGGCAUGACCUCGCAAGAGGUUGUCAAGUUUGUCGAUGGCUACUACCCUGCCUACGAGCUCUACACUGAUAGCAUGAGAAAAGGCGUCUUUCCCAAUCGACCAGGCCGUCAGUUGAGAAUGGUGGUGGGCCGCGACAGAAAAGUAAAACAUGUUCGCCGAAUCUAA
Fusarium keratoplasticum is the source of this 888-nucleotide messenger RNA. RefSeq lists its product as uncharacterized. NCBI's taxonomy places the organism in Eukaryota, Fungi, Ascomycota, Sordariomycetes, Hypocreales, Nectriaceae. Bases 1 to 888 code for a protein of 295 amino acids. The record is from RefSeq and is a predicted model, not a curated record. Gene Ontology annotation, cellular component: cytoplasm. The transcript has 2 exons.